Molecule: messenger RNA, 3948 nt
Organism: Eupeodes corollae
Lineage: Eukaryota; Metazoa; Arthropoda; Insecta; Diptera; Syrphidae
Product: E3 ubiquitin-protein ligase SHPRH
Exons: 15
Coding region: 38-3760 (1240 amino acids)
Biological process (GO): DNA damage response; protein polyubiquitination
Cellular component (GO): nucleus
Molecular function (GO): ATP-dependent chromatin remodeler activity; ATP binding; protein binding
Source: RefSeq, a predicted model, not a curated record
UUGAAUUUUUGUUUAUUAUUUCUGUUUCUUUAUAACGAUGUCCGUGAAAUGUUUAUCCAAAAUCGCAGUUUUGAAAACAAAUCAAGAAACCGACGACAAUUCAGUUACAAUUACUCAUAAUGGCAAACUCUACGAACCUCUUAUAACCUGGGACCCAACUUACACAGUUGAUAUUUCCAAACAUCGUGAUUUCUGUUUAGUCGCACUAAAAUGUGACGAUGCGGAGUACCUGACAAUAUUCCACGAUGGAACCCGGCAGCCGGGUAGAAACCGAGCAUCUCGAGUAAAGGUCCUCUCAAUAUGCUUUCCGUCCUUCCAAUCCAUUGCCCAAACGCGUGCUGUUGAAACUCCUGCUUCAAACAGGAAACGAACGACAAAAAUACACGAAGUUACAACUAAACUCUAUGGUCUACUCAGAACUGCCCAUCUGGCAGAGGCUUCGAACAAUACGGACAAAAAAGUUGGACUCGCCAGAAAUGAUCGUCUGCAGCCCAGACUUAGAAGCUACCAAGAAAAAACAAUAAAAUGGUUGCUUCGCCGAGAAUUGAAAUCAGAAAAGUUCCAAAAGUUUUAUGAAAAGUUAAUCUCAACCGAGGGAUGCGAAUACUAUGUAAAUUUGUUGACUCUUGAACUUAGUGUGGUGAAAGCAGAAGACUUUGACAUUCCUCUAGGGGGUAUUCUAGCUGAAGAGAUGGGUCUUGGGAAGACUGUGGAAAUCAUAUCUUUGAUACUCUUGAAUCCAAGGACUCUCAGUUCAAGGUCACACAGUGUGGAGCCAGCGAAAAAGAGAAUACGUCUUGAGGAAAGCCAAGAAAUUAAGUUUCAUUGUGUUUGUACCUCAACGAACCAGACUGACAUCGAACAAUGCACAAAUUGCUUCCUCUAUCAACACAAGCAAUGUAUUCGCUCUUACAUUGAUUUUCCCCUUUGCAAGGAGGAAGGUUACAUUUGCCCAAAAUGCUGGGAAAUGAAAGGCGUUGUAGUUCCCUCAUGUGCCACUGUUAUCGUCUCUCCGCAAACGAUUAAACUGCAGUGGCUGUCCGAAAUCAAUAAACACACAAAUCCACCCCUCAGGGUUUGCCUUUACGAGGGUGUUUCCAAGCAGAAGAUCAGUCCCAGGGAGCUUGCAAGCUACGACAUCGUUCUGACCGAUUAUACUUGCCUUCGAAGUGAAAUUCACUUUACUGCAGCAAACGAAACGAAGAUGAGUUUCCGAAGGCCUCGGCGAAAGUUGCGGGUGAAUUCACCAUUGCUGCUUGUCGAUUGGUGGCGUGUGUGUCUGGAUGAAGCCCAGAUGGAGUCUACAAAAUCAAAAGCUGCGUUGGUUGUCAAACAGUUGCCAGCAAUAAAUCGUUGGGCAGUGACAGGAACUCCUAUUCAAAGCUCUCUGGACGAUCUUAUGAGUCUCCUGGAUUUUAUUGGCUUUAAGGAGGCUGUUGAUACUUGGACGCAAUUAGCAGCUGAAUUUAAUGAUGAUCGAUGUGAGAAACUGAUAAGAACUCUGCAAAAGGUCAUGUGGCGAACAAGCAAGGCAGACGUCGACCAGGAACUCGGAAUACCACCUCAAAGCGAGAUUCUGCACUUUAUUGAAUUAAACAAUAUUGAGAAAUUGUUUUAUUCAGAUGAGCAUGCCGAUUGCUUAAAUGCAUUCUAUAACAAAAUCAAGGGUCAUUCGGAUCUCAAAGGAGUCGCUACCAAAGUUUUAAAUAAAAUAUUACAACCAAUGUUGAAGCUACGUCAAGAUUGCUCAAUUCCGGUGUUGUGUUUCAAAUCAUUUAAAUCAGAAACUGUUGUGAAAAAGUUUCUACAGCCUCAAGAACUUUUGGAUCAUAUGAAGACAACAAAUGAAACUGAAUGUAAAAAUCAGUUGCGAUCAAUGGCAUCAAUUUACAAUGGUAUGGCGGCUCUUAAAUUUCUCAAGGGGGACUACAAAGCUGCCAUCGAUUACUACGAACGUGUUCUGGAUCUUGCUAAAAAAUAUACCGAUCCCAUAAGUGUGGAUAGUCUUCUCCAAAUUCAUGCUCUUCAUAAUGCAAUUCAAGCCUAUCGUAUGAUCAAUUCCGAGGACACACCAAUCAUAACUGAAUAUGAAGAACAAUUCAAUGCCCUCGAAUGGAAGUAUCUAAAACCUUAUGCUUCGAAUCUUCAAGCUGCAGAAAUAGCCUAUGCGUCAUCAGUUGAAGCAUUGAAUGAAAAAAAUCUAACACUUUCAUGUAAAGUAUGGGAAAGUGUUUUAAAAGAAUUUAAAAAUAGAAAUCUUGAUGAACAAUUGGUUAUUAAAAUAAAUGAUGAAGUUUUUGUUUUACACAGCAGCAGUUUAUAUGAAAGAUUUCGAAUGAUCAAUACAGUUCUGAUGGUACUUGAAAUUUGGUACACAAAAAUCAUUAAAAUUCGAAAGGAUCUAUCAAAAAAAUUCCAAUCGUUUGAAUUCUUUCUUCAAAAUGUCCGUCCAAGGAUGUUUGUUCCGGUUGGUAAAUGGCGAAUGAUAAAUGAUUUUGUUAAAAGUGCAUACGACUGUCAUAUUCGAAAGAAAGAAAAUGGACAAGAAGUUAAGAAAACGAAAAAGAAAAUCCUCUGUCAAUUGUGUGAAGCAGAUAAAUUAAUGAAAAAUUAUGAGUGUUUGAUAUUUGAUAAGUGCAUUGAUGAGAAAACAAGUAUCGCUGAAGGAACAUGGAAUCCAACAAUGCAGGAAACUGUUGUGAAAAGUAUUUUGUCGGCUGUUAAACAGAACAUAAAUCUUAGAGGCUUUGUCAAAGAUUGCGAAUCCCAGCUUGAGGUCAUUGCUUUAAUGAAAACAGAGUACAAAGAACUUGUCAAACUUUGGAUUGAAAUAGAGUACACCGUUAAGGCGUAUGAUGAAUUGGCCAUGUGUAAGAUGAGAAUAUCGCUAGCGAAGGACGAUGAAGAGAAAACACAUUUUAACGUCUAUGAUUAUGAGAUCGAAGACGUUCUUGCUGAAUCCAAAAUAAAUUUUGAUGAUGCACAAAAAGAAUUUGUAGUCAAAUAUGCUCGCCUAAAAUACAUCCACCAUUUAGAAAAAGAUACUGAUCCAGGACCAUGUCCCAUAUGUCAUGCAGAAGAUCCAGCGAAGUACGUUGUCCUAGAAUGCGGUCAUCAUUUGUGUUUCUUUUGUCUUAAAACUAUAUCCCAGCUAAAUAACAAAACUAAUAAAUUAACUUGUUCGAUUUGUAGAUAUCAUCAAAAAUAUACAAAUGUUUAUUUUGUAACUCGUAAGCAAACAAACAAAGAUGGUAUCGAUAUUAAAGGAGACUAUUCAACCAAAAUUCAAACAAUUGUUCAAGAAGUCAUAAAACUUAAAAAUGAAGAUAAAAACGUAAAAAUUAUAAUAUUUUCUCAUUGGCAACAAAUAUUGAAAGUCAUCAGUGAAGCUCUAAACGAAAAUGGAAUUAGAUUAAUAAUAAAUAAUACACCACAAUGCGUCGAAAAAUUUAAGAAUGAAAUACUGGGUUUUACGUGUUUAUUAAUGUCGCUUAAAAAGAACUCACAAGGUCUUAAUCUGACUGAAGCCACUCAUGUGUUCCUGGUUGAGCCAUUGUUAAAUCCUGGCGAAGAACUUCAGGCUAUCGGUCGGAUACAUCGUAUUGGCCAGACUAAGCCAACAUUUGUUCAUCGAUUUGUUGUUAAAAAUACAAUUGAGGAAAACAUCUAUAAUUCCAUGACAAAAGACAAAUCAAACAAUUCCACGGAACUCACAAUUGAAAGCAUUAAAAAAUUAUUUGAAAUGCAUUCGUAUAACUAAAACAGUUAUUGUUUUUUUUUUUGUUUAUGAGAAAAAAUAUAAACAUUUUUUGUGUAUUUUUUCUCUAUUGAUUUAUUAUGCUUGAUUCGUGUAGUUUUUACAUUUAAUUUGUAUUUUUAUUCGAAAUAAUUUCUAUUAAAAGAAAUCGUCGCAUCGUUUAUUUAUUAAAAUAACAUUUAUGAAACCGA